Molecule: messenger RNA, 1242 nt
Organism: Chanos chanos (milkfish)
Lineage: Eukaryota; Metazoa; Chordata; Actinopteri; Gonorynchiformes; Chanidae
Product: lymphocyte expansion molecule-like
Exons: 10
Coding region: 1-1242 (413 amino acids)
Source: RefSeq, a predicted model, not a curated record
AUGGCAGAGAAAAAGUUCAAGGGGGCCCCGUUUGGAACCCAAGCGGCGAGGUUUGACGUGGCGGGAGUUCAUCCCGCAAACAAACGCACUGGCACCUACACAGAGAUCCCUUACUGCAAGAAGAGAACAAGUGACCUGGAGAGAAACCUAGGGCCUGGCACAUAUAACGUGGAGAGCGGUGACUUCAGUUCCAGGGCUGUGCAGGUACGGGCGAGGGGUCCUGGGUGGAGACGCGCGUUGGAGACAGCACGCUUGGCACAAAUGACACACCUGAGGAACUGCUACCUGCCGAGAGAGCGGACGAAGACUAAAAUAGGUCCUGACACUUACAACAUUACUAGUUUUAUUGAGGAGCUGGAGAAGAGACCCCGCAGUGUGAGGGGAAUCUGCGAAACCAGGGAAGAACGCUUCAGAGACGUGCAGAGCUGGACUCCUGGCCCAGGUACCUAUGGGAUAGGAGGUGUCCCUUCUGCGGCUCUGGAGGAGAAGGCGAGGCAGUCAGUUAGCACACGGCCCUCGAUGGAGAGCAGAGCGCUUCUGGAGCGUUUUCCCACUGAGUGUGUGGACAGUGGCCUGAGUCCUGGUACAUAUAACCUGAAGACCUCCACUGACAUCAUCCUGAGCAGCGGUGCUGGGAAACGCGGUCCAUACGACUGUUUUUCCAGCUCCAGAGACAAGGCCAGUCCCUGCGGACACUAUGCCGCUCCAGGUAGGGUAAGUCUGGACCCGGGACAGUACACGAAAGAGGUGCCAAGGUUUGGAGAGGAGUUAUGCAGGCCAGAGAAGAGGAUGCAUGGUGUGUUUAGUGCCCUGGACCAGUACCCAGCCACGCCCACUGAGAGAAUCUACCUGAGCACCCUGUCCCAGUGCCCACGCCCAGCGACUUUCCCUGGGCCUGGCUGGUAUGAUGCGGGCGGAGUUUCCAGUGAAGAAAAUCACCGUGCCCCGCCUUUUCUCUCCUCUGCCCCCCGAUUCACCAAGAGACUGGACAGAAUCCACAACAGAAAUUACAACAUGGUUGGACCGGGUCAGUAUAACAUUGCCACAGUGGACCAGAGGAAUGCUGCCAAUAACCAGAGCUCCUGUUUUAGCUCCAGAACACAGAGAUAUCUUCACUGCUCCAAAAGAGACAAAUACACGCAAGAGAGACUGAGAUCAAUGAAUGUCCCUGUGAGCCGGAGAGCCUUCCUGCUGCAGCCUGAUGGAGCGGUCGCUGGACGGAUGCUAUGUUCCUCAGCUUAG